Molecule: messenger RNA, 1272 nt
Organism: Erigeron canadensis
Lineage: Eukaryota; Viridiplantae; Streptophyta; Magnoliopsida; Asterales; Asteraceae
Exons: 1
Coding region: 1-1272 (423 amino acids)
Molecular function (GO): nucleic acid binding; zinc ion binding
Source: RefSeq, a predicted model, not a curated record
AUGUUUGACAAAGAUGAUUUCAGUGGGUGGAAAGGUCGAAUGUCUUUGUUCCUUGAAUCUAUCGACAACAAUAUGUCUGACAUCCUUCAGGAUGGUUCUUAUGUUCCUACACAAACUCUUGUGGUUGAAGCUGUGGUCAGGGAAGGUCAACCAACCAUUCCUGCCACAGUCAAAUCUAUUGUUAAGGACAAGGCAGAUUGGUCGGAUGAGGAUAGGAGAUUGGCAAACUUGGAUGUGAAGACUAGAAAUUUCAUUGUCCAAGCUGUGCUCAAAGAUAUUUACCAUUCUAUUAAAAUGUGUUCAACUGCUAAGAAAAUGUGGGUUACAUUGACUGUCAUGUUUGAGGGUUGCUCUACUUCCAUGGAAUCCACUAUAACUACUUUAACCAGGAAGUAUGUGAGGUUUUUCUAUUUGAGAAAUGAAUCCUUAACAGACACUCAUACCCGCUUUAAUGCUUUAGUAAAUGAUUUAGCUGCUGUUGGAAUUAUUAAGAAAAAUAGUGUUUUGAAAAGUAAAUUUCUUGAUUCUUUACCACCCAAAUGGAACAACUAUAUUUCAUCUGUUAAAUUAAGUUCUAUUUAUGAUGAUCUUGAUCUCCCUGGACUUUUUGGUUUGCUUCAUAGCCAAGAGUGUUCAGAGGCAGAAAAGUUAAUUGCUAUGGGUGAUUCUUAUAGUCAGCUUGCUGUUGCACUUGUUGCUUCCAUAUCUGAACACCCUAGCUCAAUUAGUAAUGAGAUCAUUCCUUAUAUUAAUGAUGAUAUUCCAGUGAUUUCUCAUCCUAACCUUGUUUGUGCUGGAUCUAAAUGUGAUGAAUCUGAUGCUGAUGAACUAGCUAAUAAAGUAGCUAUGUUGGCUGAAAGGACCAGAAGGAGAUCCUUUAAUAAGUUUAAAGGAAAAGGAAAAGGUGGCCAAGCUGAUAAGACAAAUAAGCCAUUUGACAUGUCCAAAUUCACUUGUUACAAAUGUGGCAAGACUGGACAUAUGGCUGGUAACUACAGAUCCAAAGAGUCUUCUCAAGCUGUGCCUGCUAAAGGUGGAAGAAGUGAAAAGUACUCAAAGCUCAAGACUAAAUACAAAGCCUUGAAAGCACAAGUAGCUGAGUUGACUGAGAAAGUGAAUAAAAAUGAGAGGAGUCUGGUAGCCAAAGACUGGGCCGAAAGUGCCACUUCAUCUAAUGAUGAGCUGUACAAAGAUGCCAAGUGUUUUAUGGCUAAAGAAGCUGCUCAAAAAUUUGCUGAGGAUCUAGAGAAAAUACAACAGCAAUCUGAAUAA